This is a messenger RNA of Stegodyphus dumicola, 1078 nucleotides long. Its product is annotated as insulin-like peptide 5. NCBI's taxonomy places the organism in Eukaryota, Metazoa, Arthropoda, Arachnida, Araneae, Eresidae. Gene Ontology annotation, molecular function: hormone activity. Gene Ontology annotation, cellular component: extracellular region. The record is from RefSeq and is a predicted model, not a curated record.
CUCAUGUUUAACACUGAACCCUUUCCAGUGUUCACAAUGCUUCAGCUAAUUUUCAUCGUGAUGACCAUUGCUUCCACUAUACCUUCUCCUGCUGAAGGUGCCACUAUUCUAGAACCGAAACGUCUGAUGAAGAGAGGCGAAAACAUAAGGCUGUGCGGACGGAUGCUGGUGCAGACCCUUAGCUUACUCUGUGAUGGAGAAUAUUACGACCCCAACGAAGGCAAUACGCGUGGGAAGAGAAAUUUUGGAACUGAGCAAGUUGGAAUUGAUACCUAUCCUCAGUGGCUCGCCCUCGCUUUAAUGUCCAGAAACCAACUCGAAGCCAGCCAGGACAGUCCAGAUCUGCCACUUUUUAACAACCGAGAACCGAGAGGAAUUGUUGAUGAAUGCUGUAAAAAGGCUUGCUCAGUACGAACCCUUUUAGCCUAUUGUCGCAAUGUGGCCCGUAUACUAAUUUUCGUCGUGAUGACUAUUGGGUUUAUCGUAUCUUCAGCGACUGAUGGUGCCGCUGCCCUAGAACCGAAACUUGUAAUGAAGAGGGGUAGUAAUGUACGGCUUUGUGGAAGAAUGUUGGUACAAACCCUCAACUUACUAUGCGACGGAGAAUACUACGAUCCAGGAGAAAACAGGGUGGGAAAGAGGAGCUUUGGAACCGAGCAAGCUGAAAUUGAUUCCUUUCCUCAAUGGCUUGUCCUUGCCUUGACAUCCAAAGGCCAGCUUGAAGCCAGCCAGACCAAUCCUGAUUUGACAGCUUUCCACAAAAGAAGACCGAGGGGUGUUGUUGACGAAUGUUGCAGACAGUCUUGUACAGUAUCAACUCUCCUGUCCUACUGUCGACGUGUGGAUUAAAAACUUUGGAUACUCUAUCGAUGAGGACUAAAUGUGAAUAUGAUUGUAGGUCAAAAAAUGUUUUGGUGUAAAGAUAUGUUGGUCUCUUUUGACUGUAUUUUCUGCACGUUUAGAUAAAUUAUCAAAAUUGUUGUUAUAUUUGCAUGCGUUUCUGUAAACAGUUUCUUCAUUGUUUAAUGACAAUAUGCCCUUUCUUGACUAAAAACGAUAUUAUGACGUUCUUCCCAGU